Pectinophora gossypiella (pink bollworm) is the source of this 1470-nucleotide messenger RNA. RefSeq names its product ribosomal RNA small subunit methyltransferase NEP1 (gene Nep1). Gene Ontology annotation, biological process: rRNA base methylation. Bases 175 to 885 code for a protein of 236 amino acids. Gene Ontology annotation, molecular function: rRNA (pseudouridine) methyltransferase activity; rRNA binding. The transcript has 3 exons. The record is from RefSeq and is a predicted model, not a curated record. NCBI's taxonomy places the organism in Eukaryota, Metazoa, Arthropoda, Insecta, Lepidoptera, Gelechiidae. Gene Ontology annotation, cellular component: small-subunit processome; nucleolus.
GUCAGUCAUUUGUCAAUGUCAAAUCCCCACGUGUACUUCGCGUUUGUUUAUUGAAUUGAAUAUUGUCGGUCCUGAAUCCUGAAAUAGUCUCAUUUUAUAUGUGAAGUAUUCACUACUAUUGCGAAUAAUAAGCUACCUAAAAUACUAUUUGUUAUUUGAUUUAAAGUUAAUAAAAUGGGUAAGAAGAGGAAACUUGGGGCUAAAGAUAACGAUUUCGAAUUCGAUCCCAUACCUAAACACCUUGUUACAUCUCAUAUAAAGAAACAAGAAAAACGUUUAAUAAUAAUAUUAGAAAAUGCGCAAUUGGAAACUGUAAAGAACGGGAAUAGUUUCGAGUUACUGAACUGUGAUGAGCAUGCAAAUAUCCUGCGUAAAAAUGACCGUGACCCAGGAUCGUGUAGACCAGACAUUACCCACCAGUCAUUACUGAUGCUUAUGGACUCACCACUAAAUCGCGCCGGCUUACUACAAGUUUACAUUCACACUGAGAAGAAUGUUCUUAUUGAAAUUAAUCCACAAACCAGGAUACCCAGAACAUUUAAAAGAUUUGCUGGAUUAAUGGUUCAAUUACUGCACAAGUAUGCAAUAAGAGCUUCAGAUGGCCCCAUGAAAUUACUGAAGGUCAUAAAAAAUCCAGUGACAUCUCACCUUCCUGUGGGUGUAAAAAAAAUCACAAUGUCAUUCAGCUCUAAAAUGGUGCAAAAUUGUAGAGAAUUGGUUCCUAAGGACGAGCCUAUAGUCAUUAUCAUUGGUGCCAUGGCUCAUGGAAAAGUGGAAGUGGAUUAUUCAGAGGAUGUUAUAUCUAUAAGUAACUACCCCCUGUCGGCGGCUUUGACUUGUGCAAAAUUGUGCACUGCAUUUGAGGAAGUCUGGAGUAUUGUUUAGAUAAAAUAUGAUAAGAAAAACUAUAAAAAUGUAAAUUUUGUUUUAAUUUACACUGAUGCGUUGCUUCAGGUUUUUACCUUUAUUCUAAUAUUAUAGUAGGUAUUUAUUUUUGGACCCUUCAAGUUUAGUAAAUACAGAAAGUACUGUGCUACAGCAGACAAAACAUGUCUGGUUUCGUCAAUUUGGUCCCUUAUACAUAUACAUUUUGAAUUUAGUGUACUUCAUUCAUACAAUACAAAAAGUUUUAUUGCACAUGCAUACACAACAUUAAAACAAUGACAAAAAUUACAAUGAGAGGCACAAUCUCUUAUUGCUAAAUUUCCUUCAUUACUGCAAAUUUUUCAAGGCAACCUUAGGGUUGAAUGAACUUGCUAAGUGCUGGAGUUGGACACCAUACAAUACAGGUUUAAGUAAAUAAUGCAAUAGGGUAAAUUAACACAAAAUGGUCUCCAUACAACAUAGUUAUACAACAUCAUAGUACUACAUGUACUAGUAGAUGUCGCUAUAUUUAUUAAUUUGAGAUAUAGUGUGAAGCAUUUUAGAGGAUAAAUUUUUUCAGUCGUAAAAUAAAUCCUUUUGCAUUAA